AUGUCCUUCUCCCAGUUCUACUACGACCCCUUUGCAGAGUUCAACCGCAUGCUCGACGAUGCCCUCACCGAACGCCGAGACAGCCCCUCCCAGGGUCAGCUCCAGCGCCGCGCAGCCGGCCCAGUCCGUGCGGCAUGGCCCAACAUGGACGUGCACGAGGACGCCCAGAACAACCUCGUCGAGGCGACGUUCGAGCUCCCCGGACUGAAGAAAGAGGACGUCACCAUCGACGUCCAGAACAACAGGCUCACCGUCUCUGGCGAGAGCACCCAGUCCACCGAAAAGGACGACGCCGGCUACGCCAUUCGCGAGAGGCGCCACGGAAAGUUCUCCAGGGCGCUGCAGCUGCCGGCCGGCAUCAACACAAACGAUAUCAAAGCGUCUAUGAACGACGGCGUUCUGACCGUCGUAUUCCCUAGGGCUGCGCCAAAGGAAGGCCCCAAGAAGAUCACCGUCGCCUGA
Molecule: messenger RNA, 462 nt
Organism: Fibroporia radiculosa
Lineage: Eukaryota; Fungi; Basidiomycota; Agaricomycetes; Polyporales; Fibroporiaceae
Exons: 3
Coding region: 1-462 (153 amino acids)
Biological process (GO): response to heat; response to hydrogen peroxide; response to salt stress
Source: RefSeq, a predicted model, not a curated record